AUGCCCGUAACUAAUCGAGGUGUAACACACCUUACACCUGACACAACCUCGACAACGUCAACUCGCAGCAACUACUUGAGCAAGUCUCCUCCCUCCUUUGAAACUCUUCAAGCUGCUCUCGCUAUCUUUGCUGUUGCUGUCAUUGCUCGGUUUUGUGCUAUACAGCUCUACCUAUGGUUGCGACACAUGCGCGGCUUGGACCAGCAGACUCUCCCUACCAGGUCCACCAUCUCAUCCUUCCCACAUCCUCGACUCUUGCAGUCGCGACCUGUUUGGACAAUGAAUGAGAAGAACAUCACGCCGCCUACUAACCCAGAGGAUAUUAUUUCUGAUAAUGGGUUACAAAUGAAGCCAACAGAGAAGAAUCUGGUCAUCAACCCCAACUGGCAAAGUGCGCACAUCAUAUCGCGACCACCUCCUGCACCACCUCUAACACCGCCCGAGUUGAGCACUACGGUAUUCACCUUUGAGGACCGUCCGCGACCUGGGGAGGAUAGUUUUAUUCGUCAGCCAAACCCUGAUUACAUGUCAUCAACGACCAACGCUAUCAUGUCUCCCAGCUCAGCAACGUCAGCCACACGUCGACGUUCUUACAACAAGACUCUUCCUAUCGGAGUUCCCGCUUCUCAGUCAACCCAAGGCAUAUCGGAUACUGCCGAUCUUACCUUUUCGCCCAGUUCCUACCCACCCACAAGCCCAUUGCUGCCACCAGCCCCACCAAACGCAGGAACAGGAGAGAUCGGCGUCCAGGGCAAUAUCGUUGGUGUUCUCGAUACCGACGGCGCCGGUUGGACAAGACAUACACGUGUCUACGGUGGCGGAGUCUGUCUUGCGUGUGCAGCCUCGGGCGGUGAUCACGGGGGCGGUUUCUACGGAGCAACCGUUCGACCUGAGGAAAUGCGAUGA
Molecule: messenger RNA, 906 nt
Organism: Fusarium sp. VM40
Lineage: Eukaryota; Fungi; Ascomycota; Sordariomycetes; Hypocreales; Nectriaceae
Source: the annotation of a GenBank genome assembly